AUGUCCGCCGCGAGCGCCGCCUUCGCCGCCGCGCCCGCGGUCGUCGCGCGCGCGCGUCGCGGAAACGCGUCUAGCGCGAUGAGCGCCGCGUGGCGUUCCAAGAAAAAGCGCGAUCGUCGCGUCAGCCGAGACGCCGCCCGCCGUCCGUCGUUCUCGUCCUCCGCGUUCGCGUCGAGAGACGACUCGAGUUCGCUCGCGACGUCGAACGCGCGUCGUCGCCGCGCGCUCCCGCCGGCGCGGAGCGUUAACGGCGACGAGGACGCGAACGACCGCGCCCCGGAGGAGGCGUCGCGCGACGCCGCGUCCGCGCCCGGGCCGAACGCGCCGGCGGGGAAAAAGAAAUCCGCGCCGUCGUCCCCGCUCCCGCAGCUGUCCCAAGCGCUCGGGACCGCGUCCGAGGUGGGGGUCGAGACGGUCCUGAAAGUCGCCGCGAGUCGAGGGAAGGUGUGGAACGGUCGCAUCAAGCUCGCGUACGCGGCCGUCAGCGCGCUCAUCGCGCUCAACGCCGUCGCGCUCUUCUUCCCCAACGGGUUCGGCGCCCCCGCGGCGGCGCCGGAGUUGUUACGCGUCGCGGAGGUGAUGGUCCUCGCCGCGAGCGCGCUCCUCGGCGCGUUGAACUUCGGGCCGCAGGCGGGGAAACAGGUCCAGGGCGGCGCGCUCGGUCUGAAGAACUUUGGCGUCCAGCGCGCCACCGCGAGAGAGUUCUUGGGGCUCGUGUGCCUGAAGAUCAUCUUCGACAUGUUCGGUCUGAUAUCCCUCGCGAUACCGCUGACGUGGCUGCCGGGCUGGCUCGUCGGCGCGAGGUGCGCGGGGAUGUGCGUCACGAUGCUCGGGCACUCCGUGUUCGUGGAGCAGUGCGGGACGCUGCGGUGCACGUUCACCGCGGACGGGAGCACGAUGAACAUUCCGCCGAAAGUCAUCGAGCUCGUCGCCAUGGGCGACCGGACGUUGGCGUUGCUCGUGUUUUCCGUAGCCGCGGGGGUGUACAGCAACGCGCCGUACGUCGCGCUGCCGUCCGCGGCGAUCUUCCUCGCGGGCGCGGUGUACUUCACGUUCGAGAACAAGAAGGCGAGGCCGAAGCCGAAGCUGAACCUGUAAACGAACGUUUCGUAAGUC
Messenger RNA from Micromonas pusilla CCMP1545, 1116 nucleotides. RefSeq lists its product as uncharacterized. The record is from RefSeq and is a predicted model, not a curated record. The transcript has a single exon. Bases 1 to 1098 code for a protein of 365 amino acids. Lineage: Eukaryota; Viridiplantae; Chlorophyta; Mamiellophyceae; Mamiellales; Mamiellaceae.